AUGGGUGCUGGUUCGGGAGCAGGUACAGGUGCUGAGCUGAAUGCAGGUCCAGGGGCAGGGCUUGGAGCAGGCACGGGAGCAGGACUGGGAGCAGGGACGGGGGUAGGGCUGGGAGCAGGCACGGGAACAGGGCUGGGAGCAGGCACAGGAGCAGGACUGGGAGCAGGGACGGGGGCAGGGCUGGGAGCAGGCACGGGGGCAGGGCUGGGAGCAGGCACGGGGGCAGGGCUGGGGGCAGGCAUGGGGGCAGGGCUGGGAGCAGGCACGGGGGCAGGGCUGGGAGCAGGCAUGGGCCCAGGGCUGGGAGCAGGCACGGGGGCAGUGCUGGUCGCUGCCGCCGCCGCCGCCCCCGCCGCUCGUCGCGCUGUUCACCCUGCCAGUAGUCGUGUCGCGGCAGCCGCUACGCUCGACGGCAGUGCUGCCGAGCCAUCAUCGAAGCGCGCCAGGCUCUCCUGCCCGUAUCACGACCACGAGUCCGCCGCGUCCGCCCGCGGCUCUGAUUCGUGCUCGUUCUGCGCAUCUGCCGCCGCGAUUCCAGGGAAAUCUUCCGAGGAUCACCCCGCCGGAGCUGCUGCCAUCUGUCACGCCACGAUUGGUCGAUUUGCAACCCUUUCGAUGGGGAUGGGGCCAGGGGGCGGUGCUGCGGAUUCUGCAGGAGAAGAGCAAGUAGGGAGGAGUUACCAGCCGUCUGAUCGCGACCGGCUCGGAUCCAAGGGUCAGAUUCGCACGGUGGAGUUUAUCCGCCUUGUAGAGCAAUCGCUGCGUUCGCUAGG
Messenger RNA from Closterium sp. Naga37s-1, 773 nucleotides. The record is from the annotation of a GenBank genome assembly. Lineage: Eukaryota; Viridiplantae; Streptophyta; Zygnematophyceae; Desmidiales; Closteriaceae.